Messenger RNA from Uloborus diversus, 1266 nucleotides. RefSeq names its product glutamate receptor 2-like. Gene Ontology annotation, molecular function: glutamate-gated receptor activity. Gene Ontology annotation, cellular component: membrane. The transcript has a single exon. The record is from RefSeq and is a predicted model, not a curated record. The coding region runs from base 1 to 1266 and encodes 421 amino acids. NCBI's taxonomy places the organism in Eukaryota, Metazoa, Arthropoda, Arachnida, Araneae, Uloboridae.
AUGAAAUUUCCUCGCAAAAUUAAAAUAGCUGUGAACUUCUUAAAACAUAUUUUUGAAAUCCAUAAAGACACAAAAGGUGGCUUGCGCACAUCUGGCGUGGAUGCUGGAUUGUUGGAUUUAAUAGCCGAGAUUUUAGGCUUUCAAUAUGAACUUGUGAUUCCGAAAGAUGAAGAAUGGGGAAGGUUGGAAGAAAAUGGAUCUUGGUCGGGAAUGAUCGGUUUGGUAUUGAGGGAAGAAGUAGACUUGGCCAUGACUUUUUUGUCACCAACUGAAGAAAGGAAAUCAGUCGUCCCCUUUUCGAUACCCUAUGAAUCUGAAGAAAUAACAUUCUAUACUGAGAUACCCACGAAUCUGCCUCCUAUAUAUAAAUAUUUACUCCCUUUCACGAUAGAAACUUGGGCGGUGGUUCUUGUAUUCUGUUUUAGCAUCCCUUUAGUUUUUAUAUUGAAUUAUAGCAAAUCGUUUUCUUGGAGGAAAUACUUGUCUUGUUUCUUUUCUAUUAUAUUUACUAGUGUCGUCAAACAGCCUAUAACCAUCAAGUUUAAAUCAUUUAGACAGAAGUUCGUUUUGGCUAACUGGAUGGUCUUUGUCAUGGUAAUAUCACUUAGUUAUGCUGCCAUUUUGUCUUCUUUUCUAACAGUACCUUUGAAACAAGCGCCCGUCAGAAAUUUCCUAGAGCUUGCUGCUGUUGUAAGUUCUGGAUAUUAUCGAUGUUACAUUUCCAAAGGUGCACCAGCACUUAAUAUUUUACUUCGCAGUAAUAUUUCUUCACUUCAGUUCAUGGGUCAACUGAUCGCCAACAACGAAUGGUAUAGAACUGAUUACCAGAAUUCAUUUGAAAGCAAGAUGGAAGCCCAAACAGCAGUUAUUGCCACAAGAACCGAGCUGAAUAAUAGAUUCGGAAAAGAGCCUUUUACCACAAAAUUCAUUUCUCGGGAUUCUCUGACCAAUCUCGAUGUAGCUAUAGCAGUCAGGAAGGGCUUUUGUUGCAAAACGCCACUUGAUUCAGCUAUUAAGAAAAUAAGAUAUGCUGGAUUGUAUAAAAAGCUUAGUGAUGAUGAAAUUUUCAAAUCUAGUUACAGCAUAACUAAAAACUUAAAUGACACAAAUAUAGUGAGAUCUGUUUCCAUUAGUGAUCUUUCUGCAUCGUUCAUUAUUCUUUUAUGUGGCUAUGCAUUAUCGAUAAUUGCACUGUUUGGUGAACUAAGUCAUUUUCAAUUGAAAAAAAAAAAAAAAAGCACCACUGUGCUUUUUGUGAAAAUGUAA